This is a messenger RNA of Paramecium octaurelia, 1076 nucleotides long. The record is from the annotation of a GenBank genome assembly. Lineage: Eukaryota; Ciliophora; Oligohymenophorea; Peniculida; Parameciidae.
AUGGAUUAAGUAAAUGCUAUGCAGUAAUACAUAACCAAAUUAAAGACUGCUCUGACAGAUUUAUAAUAAAAAAAUAAGGACUUGGAAGUAAAACUUGAAUAGGAACACAAAUUAGUGUAAACUUUGGAAGAAAAAUUAGAAUAUACCGAGAAAAAGUUAUCGAAUGAAAAAGAAUAAGUUGAAAUGCUAGGAAUCAAAGUUGAUGAAUAUGAAAAGAAAUUGAAGAGCAUAUCUGAUACUAAAGUAUCAAAAUUAUUAAAUUUAAGAAACCUAGUUUUUUAGGCAAAGUAUUUAAUAAUUCCCAAUUAGAUCAAAUGACAAUUAAAAUUAAUUAAACUGAAUAAUCAUUAGAUCUCUAAAUCUAGGAAAAUGAAAAAUUACAUGCACAGGUCUUCACAUUAAAAACUCAAUUAGAAAUAUUAGAGAAUAAGUCUGAAGAAGAGCAAUAAAUAGCUAAAUAAAAAUUUUAGAAAUUGACUUUAUAUUAUUAAUAAGAAAAAGCUAAAAAAGUAGAACUAGAGAAAUAAAUCUAAUAAUUAAAUCUAGUGCAAGCAGGGUUACAAUGUGAAAUCAAUCAAUUGAACCAAUAAAUUGAACAGUUGAAGAAGGACAUAGACAAUAAAUAGCAAGAAUUCUUGUCUUCACGAUAAUUGCUUGAUAAAAAUUAAGAGGAUAUGAAGAAGUUGACUCAAGAUCUCAUUAAUCUGUAACAGGAUAUGUAUAUGCUAUUUUAUUAAUUGAUAGACGGCAAUUAGAGCAAGAAAAGAAUGAAUUCUAGUCCUUUGUUUAAGAAAUUUAAAAUUAUGUUACUGGAUUGUCUAUCGAUCAAUAGUACUAAGACUUAGUUAAUAGUUUAAACGAAAUAAUCUCAAAAAUGCAUAAACAAACUUAUAUGAAGGAACUAUUCUUGCAAGCAAAACCAGGGAAUUAUGAAAUCUUUAAGUUAGCUUAAGAAAAAAUACUUAAACUUGGAAAAAAAGUAAUAGUGUUUUGAUAUAUCAUAGAAUGAGCAAUUAAUUAAGUAGAAUAAGUAGUUACAAGAUAAAUUAUAAGUUUAAAAGAGUAAGUAAGAAUGA